Molecule: messenger RNA, 2305 nt
Organism: Drosophila elegans
Lineage: Eukaryota; Metazoa; Arthropoda; Insecta; Diptera; Drosophilidae
Exons: 1
Coding region: 163-2166 (667 amino acids)
Source: RefSeq, a predicted model, not a curated record
CUCAGUAUUUUAUUAUGUGUUCAACAGACGACAUCUAAAUUUUAAAAAUAAUUGUGUUUUAUUUUGGUUCUCAGUUGAGCAUUUAAAACAUAAAAAAAAGAAAAACAUUGGCCCCGAAUCGGAUAAAGACACCAAGGAGAGAAUAGAUUAAUUAUCGCAACGAUGGGCAGAAAGGCGGCGCAGUCUCAAGGAUCUCUGAGAUUUCCGGGUGGUCAGGGCUCACAGGCGUCCGCAGUUUGCCAAGAACCCGACUUGCUGAACACGUUUGCGGAGGGGCCGCCCACCAUGUACCAGUGGAUGCGAUGGAACAACUGCAAGACCAACAAGCCGCACCUGGAGGAAACCUAUCCGAGCAUUCGACCACCGAUCUCCAAAUGCGACGAGGGCAAGACCCUGCAGUACAUCGAUGACGCCAUGGAGGCCAACAAGUGCUUGAGGCUCUUCGACUACGAGAAGGAGGAUGUUGUGACCACGUGGAAUUACAUUCCCCAGAAGGAGACUCUGGGAUGGUAUGGCGUUGGACCGUCGGGCUACCCAACUCCACAGGCUGCCUUCUACAACCGAAUCCUGAAGAAGAGUCUAAAGGCGGCUAGUCUUUUGCCCAAACCGCCCAAAAAGUCGAACAUUAAGCCCAAGUGGCAGCUUAAGAAGAAGUCCCUUGAACCCAGCGGCGCCUACGUUCUGAAUGAGGCCUGCCUGAAGGCCAAGCUGGACAAGAUGCCCAAUGUGAAGCGCCAGCUGAAGUCGAGCAACGCCUUCUCCUGGCUGCACUGCCCACAGCCAGCAGAUCCCGAGCAUCCGUUUGAGGACAACGCCGGCUUUCCGGCGAUCAGCAGGGAAGAAGCCAUGGACAUGGCCAGGCCGGAGAAACCUCCGAAGCAUGGCCUGCGUCGUAAGCACUGGUACUGCCCUCCGAAAUGCGGCGAGGCGGAGAGCAAGUGCACCGACUACGAGUGGGCCAAGUACAAGCUGGAUCCACGACCCUACGACACAGCCUUUCAACGGGAAAUGGAUGCCCGGCAGGAGGUCAAGGAGCCCGAGCCCCGAAACUACGAUGAGCUAUACAAGUCCCUGGUGACCUGCUUCGUACAGGACCCGAAUGGCCAGAACGAACUCUGUGAGGCACUCGAGAAGUGCUGCAAGGAUCCCAAGGACCCGCCAUCCCAGGGAUGCAGCGAGUUCGUCCCGGAUGGCGUUGGAGGAGAUGGUGAGUCGGGUAGAGAUAAGGACAGGGUUAAAGAUAAGGAUGGGGACAAGGACAAAGACAAAGACAAGGACAAAGACAAGGACAGGGACAAAGGGCAAAAUGGUGACAGUGAGGGUGACGGUGAAGGUGGAGCUGGCGGUGGAGGUGACAAAGGUGAUGGUGGCAAGGGCGAGGGCGGACAGGGAAAGGGGGAUAAAGGAAAGGGUGACGGGGAGGAGGGCGAUGGCGGAGACGGGAAAAAAGAUGGUGGAAAAGUUAAGGAUAAGGAUAAAACCAAGGACAAGGGUGACAAAAAAAUUAAAGUGCCGGAACAAAGAUCUUCAGAGGAGGAACAUCCUUCAAAGUCGCGAAGUGCAGAUUCCAAUCCCGAGACCAAUGAAAAGACAGAUGGCAAUGGCGAUGGCCUUGGCGGCAAAGAUGGUGGCGGUGGCGACUUGGACAAGGACAAGGAUAAAGACAAGGAUAAGAAAAAGGGGAAAGAUAAGGACAAGGGAAAGGACAAGGGAAAGGGCAAGGGCAAGGGUCAUGGAGACAAGAAAAAACCCAAGCCAACAAAGGAUAACGAUAAGGAUGGCCAGAAGAUCAAGGAUUGCCCGUGCGAAAUCUGCUGUCCUGUGAAAGAGGAGGAUUCCCCGCUGAUCAAGGAGAUGCGCCGAAGGGAUCGCGAACGCCAAGUCCGGGACUAUCUUCGCCAGAUGCGCCACCGCCAGUACAUGGAGUGCAAGGAUCACCAGUACCCAGCUCCGCACCACAAGUGCAAUGCCAUCGAGUGCAGCGGCCUGUUCUGCAGCAAUCCCCGCAUGCAAACGCAUUUUGGCCGGGUUCAAGCCGUUCAGCAGGUGCAGAGUGCCCUGCAGUGGAGGAAUCGGCGGGGCGAUGACAAAAUUUGCAAGGAUCUGGACGGACUGUUGACCCGCCUGUGCAACCGCCUGACCAAGAGUGGUGGCCAGUGCGAAUGAUUCUGCCCACGUGCCCUGUGUGUUUGAGAAGUUCCCUUUUGCAUAUUGUGUGUGGAUUCGUGCAAGUGUUAUUAGUGUUUUGUGCUGAUUUAAAGCGAUCUUAAUUGUGUGCUUUAAAUAAAAUCGUAUAAAUAGCUGA